Messenger RNA from Priceomyces carsonii, 4134 nucleotides. RefSeq names its product Rho family guanine nucleotide exchange factor (gene TUS1). Gene Ontology annotation, molecular function: guanyl-nucleotide exchange factor activity. Bases 1 to 4134 code for a protein of 1377 amino acids. The transcript has a single exon. The record is from RefSeq and is a predicted model, not a curated record. NCBI's taxonomy places the organism in Eukaryota, Fungi, Ascomycota, Pichiomycetes, Serinales, Debaryomycetaceae.
AUGUCUAAGGAUCAACAUUAUCAAACGGUUAUAACACCAACGAAGAAAACAUUAAGGAGAAAGCCUCCUCCAAGUGCUGGUACCUUAAACUCCACGAUUGUUGAUGAUUCACUGCCACGAUUAAACUCAUCACCAUCAAUUCCUCCGCGUCCAAAUAAAGGAAAGUUUCAAAAUCAAGGUUUAUCAGUGCAUACUAAUAUAGUUCAAAAUGAGGACUGGGAUUACAGCUAUGCUAACACAAGCGCAGAUGAUCCCUUAAUAUAUUUCGAAAGCCCGAAGCCUAUGGGACCUAAAGAACUUCCUGAUUAUAACUCACCGUUCGUUUCAUUUUCUAAUGUUGCAUCCAAGACGGCAAACACACCACAGAAGGAAUUACCAUAUCCAAUAGACCCAGAAAUUAGUUACAUAGAACGAAGUCCACCUUAUCCUGUGGAUGAAUUUGAAGUCAUGGAUAUGGAAUUUAGUGAUGAGGAAGACUUUACGAUUUCAUCAGACAUAAACAAAGGUUCUACCUAUGGUUCAAAUCUGCCUUUAUUUAAUAGAAGAAGCAGUCAACUCAAUACACCGACCAAGAACAAAUUUUCAUAUCUUGGGCAGAUACCUAUAAGGCAAAGGAAGCUGAUGCCAGUUUUGGCGACUCCAGAAGAACUUAUUCGUCCUGAAACUUUAACAAGACUGCUGGAGAAGUCAAAUUAUAGAUUAGAUCAUCGUGGUUUUCGGUCUCAGCCCACCGAUCUAGACGUGAGCCCUACAUUGACAUACAGAAAUACCAUAAGUGAGCGUGGAAGCAGAUCCCCUUCACCAAAGAAAAUGUACAAGAGAUCGCCAUCCUUGAUGUAUAAUACUGACUAUUUUGAAGAGAACGUCCAAGCUGAAGAUGAUGGUGAAUUUCUUCAGGACAAUCGAAAUAACUACACAGGCGAAUCAAGGUUAUCUGAGAGCCCAAAUAGAUGGACACUAGUUGAGUCUAGCGAUUCUGAGAAAAGUGAAAUACAUACAUAUGAGGAUGACUAUGAAGAUACACCUAUUACCACUUACUUUGAUUAUUCUAUCCUACCUGAAUUACCGUCUGCUAGUGACGAGCCAACAAUUCAACAGCCACUAUAUACAGAUUUCAAAUCUGAUAUAUUUGACAAGCUGUUGGCCAGCGUUUCAAGGAACAGAAGAGAUCACGAUCUUCCACCUGUACCACUAGAUCUCCCACUGUUACCAUUUUCUUCUGCAUCAUUAACAACUCAGCAUUUUACUGCUUGUGAGAAGGUCUGGUCGUUAGGCCAUAUUUUUAGAUGGUGUUUAAUGUUGAAGACCUGGUUGAACGAGCUGUAUAUUACUAAAAGAGAGUUAAAGAAAGCUCUUAUUAAAUUAAUAGUCUUUCAUAAGCCAAACAUGACUCUUGGGUUGAUAGGGCUGAGUGUAGAUCAAAUCAUUCACUCUCUCACCCUAGCAGGUGCCUUCAAAUUUGAAGAGAGGGUUUCCAGUGCUGAAACCAAAAACAAAGCAUCUGACAUCGUCAAAAUAAAACAACAAGAUAGCAAAGUGAUAUUUGAUAGCUGCUCAUAUGUCUCUGGGGUUUUAGUAGAGCUUACGGACUGCUACUGCAGGGAUCACGAUCAUAUGGUUCCUGCGAAUGAAGUGAACAUAAGAUGCUAUUCUUCUCAAUGUUACUUAAAUCAAAUGAUAGAUCACGAAAUUCAAGUCAAGUCUACAAAUAUUCACGAAAUCAUACUUGGUGAGGAUUGGGCUUCACAUUGGAAGUUAACAGCUACUGAUUUGAGGAAAAUCGACAAAGCCACUUCCAAAAAGCAAUCAUUAAUAUUCGACUUAUUGCGACACGAACAGACCUUCAUUUCUAGGGCUCAAUGCUUUGUGGAUGUUGUGGGUCCUGAAUUUGCAAGAGCAGCCAAGCAUUUAGUAUCCAAAGAGGCUAUCUCAGUAGAGAAAUUUGAAGACGAUCUUUUACAAUCUACAAUAAGCUUGCUAAAGAUACAUAAAGAAUAUCUCUUCGAGCCCUUGCUUAAAAUCCUAGUUUCUGAUGGUAAAUUUAUAAAAGGCGUAGUGGGCAUAUCAGAAAUUUAUUUUGAAUGGUCAAGGGCUGUCAAUUCGUCGUUGUUAAAAUACAUCAGUAUAGUUCCAACCAUUGAGAGUCUUCUAAAAAAUGAUUCCAUGAAACGUUGGGUUGACUUAAACGUUCGUAAUAUGAACAAAGUUAAGGAAUUAAAAGUUAAUGGAAAUUUACUUUUUUUGAGUACAUUCAAUUCCAGGUACCAAUCAUUGCCAUUACAGUUAUCUGAUAUUAGGAAUAUGUAUGACUCAGAAGACUCUGAAUAUGUUGAAUUGACUAAGGCGCUCGAGGAAAUCAAGAAGCUCGGAUUUAGAGCUAACGACAUGAAGGUACGAGCCGAUAAUUCUCAUGCUUUAAAGGAAAUUGAGAAGCAAUUGAUUUGGAAGAAAGAUAUUCCUGCUCCAAACAUCAAUUUGAAUUCUGAAAAUAGAAGAUUCAUUUUCAGAGGAAACUUGAUGAGAAAGUCAGAAUUAAGAAUCAACUUAUAUACCAACCAUUUGAUAUUAAUUGAUAAUUAUCUAUUCAUUACUGAAAAGGUAAAAAGCCAAAAACUAGGAUUGCAUAGUUAUAGAGUGAUCGAUAAGCCGAUACCUAUAGAGUUUUUGUUAAUUGAAGAGAAGGAUGCUGUAUCAGACUUAAAUCCGAUUUCAAAGUCGCUUGCUUCGCUGAAUAACCAAGGCAAUCAAAUGAAUGAUGAUGGAGAAACUGAACCAUCAUCCUUCCCCUUUAAAUUGAGGUAUGCUGGCAGAGGAAAGCACUGCACUUUUACCUUUUCAACUAAAUCUGAAAAAGAAAGAAAAGCAUGGAUUAAUCAUCUAUCUGCUGCCAGAACGAGUUUAUGCCGAAGACUUCAACGGUCCGAAUUAUUUGACAUACAAGCUUUAGAUAAUACUUGUUUUGCAUAUGAAUUUGCAAAUCGGGUCACUAAGUUACAAGUAUGCGCUCCCUAUGAUCCUAUCGAGAAGUUCUCUUCAGAUGCAGUUGGUAAAUUAAAGCAGUUCGGAUAUGUUAAAGACUUGUAUAAUUUCCCAAACGCAAAGAGUCACCUUGUAUUUAGUAAGGUUCAAUGUGCUACAGUUUUCAACUUUAGAGGGAGCGAUUUCUAUAUGGUUGGUUUAACAUCUGGAGUUUAUUGUACGGACCUGAGAAAAAGUUGGAAAAAGAUUAUAAACGGUACAGAUAUAAGCAAAAUUUACGUCGAUACGAGUAUCAAUUUACUACUUGUUUUGGGAAAUAAGCACUUGCGCUAUUGCUCAUUGGAUCUGGCUAUCAGUGUAUAUUACGAAAAAACUGAAACGGUUACUUGCAUUUCAAUCUCUAGUGAGACGGUAUCAUUUUUUGAAUUUGGUCCUCAUAAAGGAAUUAACAUGCUUUUUUGUGCGAGGAAGAAGGGAAAUGCAUCCAGUGUCACAAAUUUUAGAGUAUACAUCCCAGAGACCGAUAACGAUGGGGUAUUCAAUGCAUUUCGAACAGUAAAGACCUUUUCAAUACAAGCAGAUUGUUUUGGAAUAUCUUUAUUUAAUUCCACCUUAGCACUUCAUACUAACAAAGGAUUUGAGAUUUUAGAGCUUGACAAGCUACUCCCUCGACCAAUUCCUGACAUCUCCUCUGCAGAUAGGAAAGUCGACAGUUACAAUAGAAAAAUUAGCCAUAACGGGGUGAACAAUUAUGAUAUAAUAAAAAAGCACAUCAGUUCUACAGGCAUAAAGGCAAUGGGAAUGUUUAAAUUGAAUAAUAAUACCGAAUUCUUGUUAGUCUAUAACGAUUGUGCCGUUUUUAUCAAUAAAUACGGAAAGGUUUCUAGAAAGUCCAUGCUUCGAUUCGAUUUUAGAGCAAAAUCCGUGACGUUUCAAAAUAACUUUUUAUUUUUGGUGUGUGAAGAGAACAUAGAAGUAUGGUCCAUAAGCGAUUUCAUACAUGGAAGUAAUAGACUCGUACAAGUUAUUCUCGGAAAAGAUAUCAGCAAGAUUGGUACUGAUGAUGGCUCUUUAAUUUUUAAAAUGGCAAAUCCUAAAGUUCUAGGGUUGCAGCUUAUCCUAAAAUUUUGUGAUAAGCACCGUAACGUAACAUAA